Molecule: messenger RNA, 6669 nt
Organism: Aspergillus melleus
Lineage: Eukaryota; Fungi; Ascomycota; Eurotiomycetes; Eurotiales; Aspergillaceae
Gene: hir3
Product: tetratricopeptide repeat protein
Exons: 3
Coding region: 141-4844 (1567 amino acids)
Biological process (GO): chromatin organization
Cellular component (GO): nucleus; HIR complex
Molecular function (GO): protein binding; nucleosome binding
Source: RefSeq, a predicted model, not a curated record
GACUCUUCCAUUCUUCGACAACCCUACGUGUAUAUGCAUAUACACUGAUUCAUCCACUGGGUCCCUCUUGACAUGGUGCCCAUUGCGCCCGGUUCCUCCCCGCCGUCCAGGACCUUUUCGCGGCCGAAAUACCCUGCGCAAUGUCGAGCUGGGUUGCAUUGAACAUCGAGCCGGACGAGGCCAUCGAGGAGGAGGUUGAUGAUACCAAAGAAAUCCAGAUCGAGGAGGCCCUCAAACUAUACCAGAAUGCCUUGAAACUCCACUCCCAAGGCCCUCCGUUCUACAACGAAGCCGCCGAAGCGUACGAUGCGCUGUUAAACUCCGAAAUAUUCAAGUACCCCGAAUCCCUCUCCGACUACAAAAGAAAUGCGUUGCAGGAUACGGAUCAGCUCGGGGGAGAUUAUAUUGCGGGGGACACGGCUGCGGAGCCACUGGCGGAAUUCGAUAUCAACGAUUCGACAUCCAGCACGUUGAUGCAGACCAUCUACCUAUCCUAUAAAAACCACGGACAGUACACUUUGGAUUCGCUGCGGGCGUCUAUCGAGGAUGCCUCUCACUCCGACGAGUCGACCCAGGAAAUAUCGACCACGAUUGCCGAGCGCGCCAACAAAGCCUUAAGCUCUUUCGCCGAGGCUCUGGAACGGGACGAUACCGACCUCAAUCUCUGGAGGCAAAGCGCAAGAUUGUGUAGUGCUUUGCAGAGCUAUCGGUUAGCUCGAUACUGCCUGGAGAGUGUCUUGGCGGACGAUGAGAAUCGCUUAGAGGUACGGGCUGAGCAAUUAGGCCUGGAGGAAACCUUUGCGGAGGAGCAUCUUCGGGAAACGCUAUUAUCGUUGGAAGACAGGAUAUCCGCAGCGCAAGUACCGCUAAGGAAACCGAAAAGGUCUCUGCUCAGGUUCCUCAAGCCGCAAAGUGAUCCUUAUCCUUACUUGCCGGCCCUUCCAAAUAAUCUACAGGAUGCCGACCCAACAAAGCACCCUCUUCGUUCACGUCUUCCUGCACAUGAGAUUAAAAUUUCGAUCCUGACGUGGGCCGCCGUUGGAAAGGCCAUCCUUCGAGUUUGUGGCGAGGAGGUGCAAGGCGAAGUCUAUACCGGGUCGCGAAUCACCUUCUCCCUACCCGCCCUCAGUCCCGAAAUGAAAGCUAUAACCACUCGAGAAGCGUAUACUCAGGAUCAGUCAUCGAAAUCGCGGGACGACGACACUGUUGCUGAAGACAAGACCCACAACGCAGAGGGCGAUAAUCGAAGCGCAACUCAGAACAAUGCUCCUGUCAAAUUGGAGGCUCCUGAUGAACAGACUGACGAUCAUUCAUCCAUCGACCAGCGGGCAGAAAAACAGCUGAUGGAGUCACUUGAAGUGCAGUCGUCGCAUAGCCCCGAAAUAACAAAUCGGCCGGAGCUUCCGAACGCUGACGACAUGGAGAUCAAAUCGUCCAGCGCUCCUAGGAAGCGCUCCUCUGCUUCAGCCAUCACUGAAGACCAGGCGGAACGCAUCAGAGCCAAAAGUAGAAGAACACGCCUCAGGGAAUCGAAUGCGGAAGCAUCGUUGCAAGCUGAGGAGAUUCUCUUUGACCAGACCAAGUACUACGAGGAUCAACUAGAAAUCUACACUCAAGCCGAUGAGUGGGUCUUUGAGACGACAAAUUCAUUGUUGUCCAAGUUUGGAAUUGAAGAACUGACAGGGAUCGAGGAGCUGCGGAAAUGCCAUUCUUCUCUCAAUGACGACAAGGAUUCGCCGUUUUCGGGAGCCAACGAGAGUGAAUGCUCGCUGCAUCAAGAUCUCGUAAACGCCCUGAAACGCUGGGAUGAAGGGAAAGCCCAGGCAGUUUUGCAAGGAGACUAUUUCUCGGCCUUUCGAGACAUACAAGGCAUGGGCAAAUCGGGGCUGGCUGUUUUCCUCGAGCAUUCAAGGAAAUCUGCGCGGAAACUAGGAAUCAAGCAUGUCCUCGUCGGGGUUGAGGAACUAAUUCAUCUACUCAAUACUGUCAAUGAUGGGAGCUUCAAUAUCCACAAUGUAGCCUUUGACUGGCUCAAAUGUCUUCUGAUGCCAGAGUACGGAAACUACCCAACGGAGCAUGUUUCUGGUGCACCUUACUUUCCUGCCAUGAAAUCGACAUACACGCUAUUUCAAUGGCCAAGUGAGUUGAAAGAGACGGUCGUUCAAGUUCUGCUAAGCGAAGACGAGUACAUUUAUCAAGGAAUGCUGAACCAUGUUCAAUACCUUGAACGUCAGAUCCUCAGCACUGCCAAUGGAUCCCAGUUUACGUACACCGCGAAUCACUUCGCUCAUUUGGAGAUGAUUGAGACCAUAUUCGAGCUCCAGCUUGACAUCUAUUCGUCUAUCAACAACCCAAGCAGUGAGGUGAAUACCGGAGGAAGGGUUCUGCAACGUGAUCGUCUGGGCAGGUGGUGCUCUCUGGCCCGAACUGCUUUGACCCAUUUCAUGGACCAUGCUCCUCCAGGAGAUCACCAAAAAUCGAUGCUUCUACGUCACAUCUGGACGUCCACAUUCCAUUCAAACAUGACGACUGAUACCCAUCGGGAGCACGUAUUGCUUUGCCUCGAGGAACUUCAACGCUUGCUCGGAUGCUUGGGCAAUCCAUUGAUUGGUUUGGCUAACAAUGCUGCGAUGCCGGAAAUCUCCCUCGAGAUCAUUGACCAAGAGAUCUCGAAACUGAAAUCCAUGGACUUUUUCUUGAAAAUCUUCGGUCCCAACCCAAGAUUAUCUGUGGACAUUAUUGAAACCAUAGAGCCACUUUUAGAGCCUUCUUCUGUUGGUUUUACGGAGGAAGGUGAGUCAGGGGGGCAGGAGCUUGCCGGGCCGAGAUCACAAAUUCAAGAAAUGGGGUCUUUCCUAGACCGAGGCGAUGCCACGUUAAGGCUUUUCCUCUGGAGGCGACUACAGGCCGCUUACAACGACAUUAAUUAUCCUCCCAAGGAAAUGUCUUGCUACUUGAGAAGUAUCGAGGUCAUCAUCAAGGAGCUUUGGAGCUCGGCGCAUCUUCAAGAACCCAGUGAGCACCGCCAGGUUACUCUUCUCCGAUGGCUCAAAAUGCUCGAUGGCGUUCUAAUCAAGUCUAUGACAACGUUUUGGCGAGAUCCGACCAAGGCAUAUGAUUGCUUUGACAUGGAUCACCUGAGAUCCUCAAUGUCCGCCAUAGCCCUUCUGACAAAACUCCUUCAUGGCCUCAUUUUGUACGAAGAUUCGGUGCGCGUUGGUCAGACUCCUCGUCCUGAGUUUCGCGGCACUCUAGCCAAGUCAUUGGAAGGUUUCAAGGACAACCUCCGAGAAAUGUAUGUCCGCUGCUGGAUUUUACAGUACACCCUUGUCAAGGAAGCCAUUGCCCAGAAUAAAGAGAUCUUUGACACGCCCCUUGAUGACUGCAUUCAUUACCUCCGUGCCGUGCACCACGCUCUUGGUAUCCGAAAAAUGUGCAAACGUUCCCGCAAGGAUUUCCUGAAGCUGGUGAAGUCUGAGCUACUCACUCUUGAGAAUAAAGAAGACUACGAAUUGGAUAUCUGCCAGAUUCUGUAUGAUCUUCAUGGUAUCAAACUGUUAACGGUGGACAAUUACCCGCUCGACCAUGGGUGCCCGCCCGAGAAGCUCGACAGAGCUACGGCAAUCACGGUCAUUGAUGUUGUCAUGAAACAAGCCAAGAAGAUGAACAUCAAAGAUUUGUCCAAAUCGGAACUAAAAUGUACCAUUGACAAGAUGCAGCAAGCCAUUGGCAACACGAGAUCAUCAGGGCCAUUGAAUUUCAACAAGCGUGUCUUGACCGCCUACCUCAAGUCCCCGCUGAAUCCAUCAGAAAUAUUCCGUUCGGUGCGGGGAGUGAAAGAUGUUGCGUUGAUUCCUAUUCCUCUUUCUAUCGAAAGUGCAGUCAUCGCUCGGAAUGGGUGGUAUUUCCUCUUGGGAUACACUGCUCUCACCAAGUUUCGUUCCCAGAAGCGCCUGAACCCGGUGCCCACCAAUGACCUUGACGAGGCUGUGAGCUGGUUCCGGUCAGAUCUAGAACAUGGGAGCGCAAGUUGGGAAACUUGGUAUCGACUAGCCCAAACAUACGACUCCAAACUCGAAGAAGACAUCACCUGGUCCGCUGAAAAGAUCAACAACAAUCGCACGGAACUGGUAACGUGGCAGCGCUACGCGAUUCAUUGUUAUGCUAUGGCUGUUUCGACUGCGAUUAGAAAUGCGGAUCCAACACCAGAAACAAGAGCACUUCUAUCUGAGCUCUACACUGAUUUUGGGAUUCGGCUAUACUCUUCCUCCCGGGCGCCCUUGUCUAUGGGAGCCUUCAGCCUCAGUGAUUUUACCCGCCAUUAUAACAGGGAAGAGAACCAGCAGAUGUACGAAGCGCAACCCUUUAAAGAAAUGAGGCUAUAUUCUGUCUGGAAUUUGGCCAGCUAUCUUCUCAAACGCGCGAUUGUCGACAAACCUAAGAGUUGGAUGACCCACUAUAUGUAUGCUAAAUGUCUCUGGAAGAUGUUCAGCGCCGACGAGACCGUCAGAGGAGGAGCCAAGCCAAUCAGUCUUGAUGAUCUAUUGGACUCGCUGCUAGAUGCCAUCGAUGCACUUCCACAAAAGAAGGACUCGCGUGCGGAGCCUAUUUUCGAGCCUCACUUCAAGCUGGUUUCCAUCGUUCAUAAACUCGUUCACAGGGGCACAUUGACGGCGGCUGAGGGCAGCAAAACUCUUCUAGCCACUCCGUGGGCUCGGAAGGUUCUACUUCCAGAGGAUGAUGCUGGGUGGAAGACAUACAUCCUUGCGGUUAUUCGGAAUCUGCGACAUGCGGACAAAUCGAAUUGGCAUCACCGCAUGGCUCUCAGGGUACGUCUUCUCUAGUGGGUCCCUCUCAAUAUCCGUGCUAAUCUUCAAUAGGCUGCCCAUAUUAUAUACGAUGAUAGCAAAGAUGCGGAAUCUGCCGCCAGAGCCAAGGGCGAACUCACACAGCAGAUUUUCACCAAGACCAUGACAAUACAAGUUUGGAGGCCUGAGUAUGAGCGUCCGGGUAGGCAUUUCGUCUACACUACGCGAUACGUUUAUUACUUCGUCGCUCUUCUUGACCAGCUCAACGACCGCGCAAAUCUCGACCAGCUGCUGCGUCGAGUGCGGAAGAAGCAGGGCGACUUCAUCAACCAUACUAAACUGUGGGAAGACGUCUGCCUCACGUAUGCACGCGUCAUCCGCCGAGCUGGCAAUAUCACCGAGGGCUACGAAGAAGGCGUCUUCAGGCCCAUCGGAUGGGAGGAAUUUGUCCUCAAUACCGCUCGCCUCGAGGGUCUCCAACAACUCGCUCCCGAGAGUGGCUCUCUCCUCGAGUUACUCCGGGACGCCGUCGAGCUGAAAAAGCUCAACAAUAACCUCAUGAAAGUCUCCCUCCUGGAAGAUCUCAUCGCCGACCUCUACUCCCGCCUCUACGAAGUCAACAUGCCACAGGUCCUUGAGCAAGCCAACGAGGAACACAAAGAGAAAAUGAAAGUCGACCACCUGCUCAUGGGCAGCGACGGCGCCGCGGACACGCCAACUCCCCCAACCUCCGCUCCUGCAUCUGAAGCUCCCGCCCCGCGCGGCCGCACCAAGGGCAUCGCCCGUCGCGACAUCCAAAAGCGCGCCGAAACCAUCGUCAACCGUAAACUUGCGCCGCGUCUUCCCACCAGCAAGGCGCCCGCCCCUGUCGAAUCUUCCGAUCCCUCUUCUCAGAACCACCACACCGAGCCGACUUCUUCCUCUAUCACAUCCGCUCCUCAACAGUCUAAAGACCUUGCUGCUCACGCUCCAGCCACCACCGCCGGAGGAACAACCGAAGAUCCCACGUCCGGCCAACAGAGCGAUAUCCCGCAUAGCGUCCACGACAGCGCCGACGACGAGAGCGAGCUGAGCGAGAUGGACGACGAGAAAUUAUCGAAGCUCGCGAUUGAUCGGAAACUCAUGUUCCCGAACCUGCAGGAACGAGGAUCCCUGGAUCCGGAGUCGGAGAUGUCUGCGCUGGAAGGGGGCGGUGACGGUGAUAUCACGAUCGGGCCGGUUGGAGAUGCGGAUCUUGGUGAAGGGGAGGGCGAAACGAUGGGUGAAGGUGAUGAUGUUGACGAUGGAGAGGGAGAGGGAGAAGGAGAGGGUGAUGGUGAAGAAGGUGAAGGAGACGAGGAACCCGAAGUCGAGGCAGACGAAGCAGGAGCAGCAGAUGUUGACAUGGAGAAUGAAGGAGAAGGGGAAGGCGAAGGUGAAGAUGAACACGACCUCGAAGGCGAGGGCGAGGGCGAUGGUGAAGAAGAGGAAGAAGCCGAAGGAGAAGGCGACGACGCAGACGGCGAAGGCAACGACAGUGUUGACAUGGUCGGCGUCGAGCCCGAGACCGAACAGCCCGAUGCAAGCGAACUUGUCUCGGAAGCUGAACCUAUGGAUGUGUGAUUCCUUAAACCUUUGGAGGUUCUGGUACUUACCAGUACUCUCUGCUGCUUUCUUUUGCUUUCUUUUCUUAUUCCCUUCAUUUGUUGUUUCUUUCGUCGUUAUCCAUGUCUCUCUAGCUAGGUGUCGGAGUUUUAUAUUCUCGGUCUCGGAAAAAACAAGACAGGCGUUUGGGCGGUGCGGACAGGAUGUAGAUGGUGUGUAUGGGCAGCAGAGCAGGGGUCUAUUCAUACAUUUAUAGUUGAAUACAUGAAGAAAUUAA